GGUAGUCCUAUUCACAGAAAGAUGACAGGUGCACGUUUCCAUGCGCCCAUCUCAGAUCCUUGAUACUCUAUUUUGUGGAAAGUGAACAUAAGACUUUAUCUUGGCAUGCGCUAAGAUGUCACGGGAUAUGGCGUGCGCUGCGCCAAAAUUUAGACAGAUUGGGCCACCGAAUGCCGGCGAAGAUGAUGUGCGUGAAGGUGAGAUUCUGAAGACACAACUCUCCCUAUCAUAAGGUGGUCCUAACUAAAGCCAUUUCUUUUGGGCAUCAUUUGACCGGCUCAGCUGUGUGCUUCGCGACAGCGUUGUAUCGUGCCCGACGCAAACUUUUAUUUACUGUGUCCUGCUCGCUGCUCAAGAAAUGCGUGUUCCAACUUGGGAGCAUAGCCUACGAGAGAAGGCAGCGCGAAUGGCCUGCACCUUCAAAGUCAAUUGGCAUCUGGGUUUGACGGCGUUUGGAGGGCCUCCAGUGCAUUUCAAAAUAUUCCAUGAUCGAUUCGUGAGACGUCUGCAAUGGGUCGAUGAUCAAAUGUAUCAAGAGCUGUUCAGCAUCUCCCAAGCUCUUUCUGGGCCGGCCAGCACCAAGAUGCUUUAUUGCAUCAAUCUCAUCCAAGACGGCCUCCUCAGCGCCAUUUUGGCCUUCAUGAUCUGGAGCUUACCCGGUGCCUUGGGAAUGUACGGCCUCUCUUUGGGCGUUUCUAAUAUCGGCUCAAGUCUCCCGCGCGCAGUCUAUGCUCUUCUUUCUGGCCUCAACGCUGCCACUGUCGGCAUCAUCGCCCAUGCAGCCGUGGAGCUCUCGGACAAAAGUAUCAAUGACAAGCUUACAAGGACACUCGUGUUUCUCUCUGCCGCAGCGGGCAUAAUGUAUAACGCGAUAUGGUUCUUUCCAAUACUCAUGUGUGCUGCGGGCUGUUCGGCUAUCGUACAUGACUACCGCUGGAUUCAAAAGCCAGCGAUGCGGGCCAGAGAGAUGAUGCGAGCGUUACUCGGCAAGAGACAAGGUGGAUCAUUCAUCCCAACCCGCCAGGGUGUGGACGUUGGCGGUGAAAUUCACCUCCCAUCAAGUAGGCGAACGUCCACGCCGCAAGACAGAAACGCCGGCCAUACGGGAAUCUCACUUGCCAUUCUCCGGCCUUCAUCAUCCGAGCAUCAGGCCGCCAGUACCUCGCGCACCGAACAGGGUCCAAUUGCACCGCCUAUGGAAGUCGAUGCACGUCGCUCUCUAGCUGGAUCCGAGCCGCGGAUCAUUCCAAGGGAAUUUCAACUGCAAUUUUCCUGGAAAGCUGGCGCUGCCAUCAUAGCAACCUUCUUCGCCACUUUCAUCACUGUGAUGGCCAUCCGAGGAAUCAUCCCAGAUCCUCCAGUCCUUUAUAAGCUGUUCUCUAAUCUCUACCUUGCGGGUACCAUUAUCUUUGGCGGCGGCCCUGUAGUGAUUCCGUUGCUUCGGGAGUACAUUGUGGUCGAGGGCUGGGUAUCUCCGAGGGAUUUUCUAAUCGGCCUUGCCAUUGCGCAGUCCUUCCCUGGCCCCAACUUCAACUUUGCUGUUUUUCUCGGCGGCCUGACCGCCGCCAAUGCGGGAUAUCCUGCUAGCAUAGGCGCUGCCAUCGCCUUUUCUGGCAUCUUCACCCCGGGACUGGUUCUCGUUCACGGCACAAUGGGCGUUUGGGGGGCGUUGCGGAGCAGGCCCUGGGUGAAGGCCAUGGUGCGGGGCGUGAACGCCUCAGCCGUCGGGCUUAUCUACACUGCAGUCUACCGGAUCUGGCAGGUUGGGUACCUUGACGAGGGCUUCCAGUCAGGGAAGAGUUUAGGUGACGACCCAUGGUGGGUUGUUGUCACAGCUACUGCGUAUGUCGGGGGACGAUAUUAUAAGUUGGCAGCGCCGUUGGCGGUCUUACUCGGGGCGACGAUGGGUUUGAUUAGGUAUGGCGUUGUGUCUACGUAGAUGUUAGCUUUAGAUUAAGGCGAUGAGCUCGAAAAGGGCUUUGGGCUUGCUGCCUGACCUAGCAACUUAGCCCAUUCGCCACGACUGUCUUACAGACAAAAGGUGGAGAGAAUACAAGAGAACGGAGAUAAGCGUCCAAUUGUUGGUAG
Molecule: messenger RNA, 2088 nt
Organism: Colletotrichum scovillei
Lineage: Eukaryota; Fungi; Ascomycota; Sordariomycetes; Glomerellales; Glomerellaceae
Product: chromate transport protein ChrA
Exons: 4
Coding region: 359-1939 (526 amino acids)
Biological process (GO): chromate transport
Molecular function (GO): chromate transmembrane transporter activity
Source: RefSeq, a predicted model, not a curated record